AUGGAUGCACAAGAGCUGAAAGAAAUAAAUAAAAAUGAAAUCAAUCAUUCAAAAGGAAUCAACGACGUUGAAAUUAAUGAAAACAGUGGAAGUGAAGAAAUAAGUGAUGUUCAACAAACAAAUUCAAGUAUUGGAGCACAUAUAAAAAAUUCUAAUAAACCAAAUACAACUAAAACUAAUAAUCUGAGAUCUGAACUAAAUAAAGAAGAAAACAAUGUAUAUGCUAAUUCUGACCAAAAUAAUAUUCUCUCAGACCCAGCUUCUUUAGAAAACAAAGAAGAAUACAAAUCUUGUAUCGUUCAAAUGCAGGAGGUGUACCAAAAAACCGCUUUAGAGCUUAGGGUAAAUCCAUAUUACAAACGCUCAGAAAAAACUGAUACAAAAUCGUUUGGUUUUAAAUUUAUUAAAAGAAUUUAUAGAAAGAAAUCAUCUGUUGGUACAACUAACAGUUAUGAUGUUGGAGAUAUUGAUAAUCCAUUAACACAAGAGGAUGAUGAACCUCCGCAGUUGUCACAUUAUAUUUGUGCACAGGAUUAUGUGGGAAUAGUAAAUGACCAGGCUAUUGAAGAUAAUGAACAAAGCAAAUUAUCUAUAAAUGAGAAAACGAACAAGUCUCAUAAUCAAAAGAGGAUUGAAAAAGAAGUGAAUCAAACUAAUGUAAUUAGGAAUGAAGACAUAAAAACAGUAAACAAAGAAAAUAAAGAAAAUUUUCUAUUUGUGAAAGAAAAAAACGCGAAUAAUAAAGUAAAUGAGUCGAAAAACAUCAAGAAAGAAAAUCAAAAUUCUUCUAAAGCCUUGUACCAAAUAAAGAAAGCUUCAAUGAAGACUAAAAAAAUGAGUCCUAAUCGUCAAGCAAAAUUUGAUUUGUCAUUUGCGCGGAAACUUCAUGUGGAAUUAAAUCGACAAGCAUUUAGAAGAAGUGCUAAAAAUGAUAUUUUGUAUUAUCCGAAAGAUUCACUAUAA
Diorhabda carinulata is the source of this 963-nucleotide messenger RNA. RefSeq names its product serum response factor homolog B-like. Lineage: Eukaryota; Metazoa; Arthropoda; Insecta; Coleoptera; Chrysomelidae. The transcript has 3 exons. Bases 1 to 963 code for a protein of 320 amino acids. The record is from RefSeq and is a predicted model, not a curated record.